AUGAGCAACUACCACCAGUUCCGUGGCACCGAAAGGUCUGCGUUCUCCCGCUGGUCUGCGUUUGUGCCAUCUCACGUGAAUGCUUACUUUCAGGAGGACGCCCAUCAAAAGGAGAUUUCCGACUGGCGCGGUGAGACACCGUGGCCGUGCGGCACAACCGCCGCCGAUGGCGUCACGCGGCUUUGGUUGGGCUUCUGCCGCUUCGUUUGGCAGCUGCCCAUCUCCAAGUUUGACGCUCCAUAUUCGAUGCUCCUCAACAUCAUCGGGGGCGUCCUGCCCGUGGUCUUUUCGUCGCUGAUGUCGUUCACCAUCUUAGCUGUGCAGCAGACGAGCCGGGUUGACGACACGGCGGGCGAUAAUGGCACGCCAUCUCGCAGGCCGGAUCCCACCGUUUGGGGCAGCACGCUGGGCGGCAUCGGAAUCUCAAAUAAUGCAAAGCUGGCCCUCUUGCUGUGCAGCAUGGCGGGCGUCGCCGCGCUGCGGGUACGGCUCGACUGGGAGUACCAGGAAAACUUGCCAAUGAACAAUGUCAAGGCCAACAUACGCACCGUCCUGCAGCGGCAGCUUCUCAAGCUCAAUGCAGAGGCGAAUCAGCGGAAGUUCAGCCGGGAGGACACGAAGACGAAGCGAGCGGCCGCGCGGCUCACGCCCUCGUCGUGUUCUCAGACACUCGACGUCAUGGUCCACGAGACUGUCUUUAACCUCUGGGGCGGCUUGUUCACGCUCGUUCAGUUUCCCACGUCCAUGCUCGCAUCGCUGGUCUCCGGCUACGUGAUGGGGGAUUUCUUUGGCAUCGAGAUCGUCUCCAUCUAUGUGUGCUCCCACCUCGUCGCACUGCUCUCCGCGGCGCUGACCGGCGUGUUUUACCUCUGCCCGCUGCUUGAGCUCUCCAUCCUGAAGACGCAGUGGAACGUCCGUUACGGCUCCCUCGCCGGAGCGCAAAUUGCUCACAUCCAGACAAGGAGGUGCGACACUCCAGAGGAGCGUCAAGCGUUCAGCGAAGCCUACGGACAGGCUGCAUUCGUCUACCAGAAAAGGGCUUUCCAACUCUUUUUCAUGCAGCUGACGAUGCAGGACGUAGUCAGGGCGCUGGACGGACUCGUCCGCCUCAUCGCCUUGUUCAUCUUGGGUAGCCUCGCCAUGGACCCCGGCGCGCAAGUUUCUGCCGGCGUGUUUGCCGCGGGGGCGAGCCUCAUCUUCUCCGGCUUCGGCGAGGCUGAGCGCCUCGCGGGGACCAUGAGUUCCAUCCUCUAUGGCACUGCCGCGCUCGUGUGCUUGUCCGACGUCUUCAAUGAGGGAGCGCGGCCCAUGAAGAAGGCGGCCCUGGUGACGGACGUUAUCUAG
Messenger RNA from Emiliania huxleyi CCMP1516, 1344 nucleotides. RefSeq lists its product as hypothetical. The record is from RefSeq and is a predicted model, not a curated record. The transcript is spliced from 2 exons. Bases 1 to 1344 code for a protein of 447 amino acids. NCBI's taxonomy places the organism in Eukaryota, Haptophyta, Isochrysidales, Noelaerhabdaceae.